Messenger RNA from Saccharomycodes ludwigii, 927 nucleotides. It is a transcript of the gene PXP2, whose product is annotated as Pxp2p. Gene Ontology annotation, molecular function: peroxiredoxin activity. The record is from RefSeq and is a predicted model, not a curated record. The coding region runs from base 1 to 927 and encodes 308 amino acids. Lineage: Eukaryota; Fungi; Ascomycota; Saccharomycetes; Saccharomycodales; Saccharomycodaceae. The transcript has a single exon.
AUGAAUGGCGUGCUAAAUAAAGCUAGGUUACUCAAAAUAAAUAGUUUAAUUCCAUUAAACCAUAGGAACAAUCCAGAUUUAAGAUAUUUUUGGUAUAUAACAGCAGCAACUACAUUGAGUGUUUGCAAUCAACCCAAAGAUGUGGCCACAUUAUACAAAUAUGCAAUAAUUACAGCAUCCAUUAAUAAUAAUAAUAAUAAUAAUAAUAAUAAUGCUACCGAUGUUCAUCAUAUUAAGUUAGGUUUAGAUAACAGCUGCAAUGAUCAAGAUUUACUAAUAUCUACAAUAUUGGGAGAUAACCAUGAACUUUCACUAAGAGAAGCCAAUUUCACGUUGUUGCAAAAAAAUAUAUCUUCUAAAUUUAAAGAGGCCAUUUUGAAAAGUAGCUGUAUAGCAGGAAUCCCUAAGGCAAUUAACAGUCUACAUGAGAUUGCACAGAGUGUUGAAAAAGAAAAUUUACAUGAAACAACAACUAAUAAUAUUGAAGACAAAUUCAGAAUUAAAAUCCAUGCCCCAGACUUCAACAGGAUAUCCGACUAUAACCAAUAUGUUACUGAGAAUAAUCAUAAUAAGAGAGAAAAUAUAUUAGCCAGAGGAUUUGAUCAUUGGAACCUUAUCUACAAUAAAGUUAGUGAUAAAAUAAUUAAUAAUUUAAAUGCAUCUGAUCCAGAUUUGUGGUACAUUAUUUUAAGCACUUGUUAUGCUCCAAUUUUGAGUAAUGAUUCCGUGCUAAAUGCUAAAGAGACUAGUUUAAUUGUUAUAAGCGCAUUAGUGCCCCAAGACGUCAAUCCUCAAUUGUACGGUCAUUUGAAAGGUGCUUUAAAUGUGGGAUGUACUAAAGAGGAGGUUCAAUCAGUGGAAGAUUUGAGUAUUUUGAUUUCCGAAUGGUGCGGUAUCACAUGGAAAAGAAAAUGCAUAAAACUAUAA